This is a messenger RNA of Bolinopsis microptera, 2816 nucleotides long. RefSeq lists its product as uncharacterized. The coding region runs from base 1 to 1212 and encodes 403 amino acids. Gene Ontology annotation, molecular function: mRNA binding. The record is from RefSeq and is a predicted model, not a curated record. NCBI's taxonomy places the organism in Eukaryota, Metazoa, Ctenophora, Tentaculata, Lobata, Bolinopsidae. The transcript is spliced from 7 exons.
AUGGGUAGCAGUAAAGGGGACAGGUCACGAUCAAGGUCUCGCUCCCCCCACCGAUCCGACUCCCCAAACAACCAAUCACCCAGAUGGACUUGUAAGAAUUGUAGUAACGAGAAUGAUAUAAAUAGAGAGAAGUGUUCAAAGUGCAAACUCCCUAAGGGUAAAGAUAAGAAAGACGUGUUCACGGAAGACUGGGAAUGCGACAAAUGUGGCUCUAACAACUUCUCACGCCGGAUAGACUGCUUCAAAUGCCACGCCCGCAAACCUCCAAUAGACCCUAAACAUCCCAACGACUGGGAAUGUCGGAAUUGUAAAGGAAACAACUUCAGCCGAAGGAUAGACUGUUUCAAGUGUGGUGAGCCAAAGCCGAGGUUCAUAUCAUCUACGGGAGGACCUGGAGGACCUGGAGGAGCUGGUCCUGGCGGGCAGGAAGCUAGAGAUGGGUCGUGGUUUUGUGACUGUGGGGUCCUGAACUACUCCCGACGCACGGACUGCUUCAAAUGUCACCUCCCUAAACCCAGAAGCUACAACUCCAGCAACAACCGAUCUCACCAGCCGUCUUAUCAGGCGGAACAGCGAAUCAACAUGUCAAGGAUCAGAUCACCCACCCCUGAGAGAGGAUACAGACAGAGAUCACCUAUCAGGUUUAAUCCCGGAGCAAUCCCGGAGCGCGCGCCGGACGUAGAUCCUUUAACAGGCGAAGCAGAGUGGCCCUGUCCAGUUUGCGGAGUCAAUAACUUCUACAAGCGGUUCGACUGUUACCGCUGCUUUGAAAAGAAGCCGCUUGAUGGUGUUAUGGUACGAGAAGGUAGAGCCUACUCAGAGCCUCCACGUGACCACACAGCCCCACGUGACAACCCUUACAUAGAACCACCACGUGCCACCUACUCUGCUUACAAACCCCAGUCCUCACCUCCAGAUGGUCCCCUCAGUAUCCCAAAGAAGAGGUUUCCUACUGAUUGGAUAUGCCCGGAUUGUCACGGGUUGAACUAUAGUAAGAGGACGGAUUGUUUUAAGUGUCAUCUGGCUAAGCCGGAAGAGGGCCACGGUAUUGAUUCAAGAAGUCUAGAAAAGUCGAGUAGACCGGUACGGGACGGUGAUUGGACCUGUGGUUCCUGCGGGGGUAACAACUUCUCAAGGAGAACAGACUGUUACCGCUGCAAGGACCCCAAACCAGCGGAGGAGGAGAGUGCUGCUGUUGCUGGUACAUGGUAGUCACGUGUUUCUGGAGAUUUAAGAGUGUGGAGUGAGAAGAGGUUUAGAGGAGAAGGAGGAGUAACGAGACUCCAGAGAGACUGAGACUGCUGAGAGUCUUUUUUAUAUUCCUUGGUUCUGUAAAUUUUUACCUUUUACUUGUGAACCUGCUAAAAUGAGAAACUUUGUGUUUGGUAUUUUUAACCGCGCUGAAAGUACCAGGAUUUUAUCGAGAAGAGGAGAGUCUCCGGUGAGAUUUGAGUAUUUAUGACGUCAUAGGUAAUUUAAUAUGUGUUCUUAUCGUUGGCGGGAUGUGGAAGUUUCACUUCAAAACUAGAUAUUAAUAAUUAAAAUACCGUCUCCUGGAGAAUGCACAUUAUACCGGACACCCUUUUGAGGUGUGUAGUGUGAACGGUUUGGUGUUUUAAACAAACUCCGGUUUGUGUGUGCACUAGAGUUGGACACUAUCCCACGGCCCGGGGAGGGUUGAAACUUUGAUUAUGUUUGGGAUUUUGGUCAGGGUUUUAGGAUCGGGGUGGAAUAUUGUCUCCCAGCCUCUGGGCGAAUUCCUAAAUAUUUUGUGAUUUCUCUGGUAGCACUUCUUGGUAUGACGCUGAUUGUUCCUGAUACUCUUAAUUAUUGUUUUAGAGCUUUUUCGAAAGAUUGGUUUUUUAAAGGUUUCUUUUCAAAUUCAAAGAUCAAAAUCUUACUAUCAUAUUCAAAUUUACAUUGUUAUAGAAAACUAAUGACUGUAGCAAGACUAUAUUUAUCUCAUAUUUAACUAUCCACCUUAACAGCGCAUUCCCUAGCUCCCUAAAAAGAAGCACACAUGUCAGCUGAUGAUUCAGUCCCCGGAUCAGUUCCAAUUCCCGGAUCUCCCGAGAGAACCCGCUCAGCUUCCCCACCCGGGUCUCCCAACUUCUCCGGAAAAUGGAGACUGAAGGAGUCCGAGAACUUUGAUCCCUUCAUGGUUGACUGCAACGUUGGGUACCUGAAACGAACGGCCGCCGGGAUUGUCAGCUCGGAACACCACAUUGAACAGGAGGGAGAACACAUGAAGGUGGUGGUGAAAGCAGCUGGGUUAGGAUCCGGCAAACACCAAGAGUACGAUGUCGGGGGGACUUUCUCCGAGGUGGAGAUUAAUGGAGAGAGCGCUGAAGUGGAUACAACAUGGGUGGAUGAAGGAAUCAGGGAGUUGCACAGAACGGAGAGUUUUGAGUAUCUUCUUGUCAGACAGCUGGUGGAUGACGAUACCAUGGUCCUCAAUUUGGAGUCUCCAAAGGGGACGGAAGCUAAGCGAAUUUACAAGCGGAUAGAAUAAGUUUUAAUGUUAUUCCCUCGCUUCUUCUCUCUGCCACCCAACGAAAUACAGUGAUUUGAGAUGUGACUCUAGUUUUGAUAGAGCGUCCUGAAAAAGUGAAAUGAAGCAUUCAGCAAUUAAAUUAAUAAAUUAUUUGUAUUAAUGAACUCCUCUGUUAUGAGGAUAAUGUCAGUAUUCUUUAUUUUAUCCGGUUUCAUUCAAAGUUAACAUUACAAUUACCAUUUUUUUCCUCUUAGGAAUCAACUUUCAGAUGAAUCUUUGUAUAAAAAUUGAUGUUUUUAAAAGUACCGAGUUUGAACUUUCA